AUGAACCUGGGCAAACUUGCAAAGUACAUUGCACGCAACCUCAAUUUCUUUCGCAUACAUGUGCUCUUCUUCAUCUUCACGCCACUUAUUUUCGCCGCGAUAUUCUAUGCUGCAAAUGGCGCGACACAUGUUGCGUUCAUAGACGCGUUAUUUGCUUGUGUUAGCGCGAUAUGCUGCUGUGGACUCAUUACCGUCGACUUGAGUUCCCUCACGGGAUUCCAGCAAGCGAUCUUGUUUUUCCUUGCAUCGGUCGGAAAUCCGGUGAUUGUCUCAUGGGUGAUUGUUUACAUUCGGAGACGCUACUUCAACAAGAAAUUGAAAAACAUAGUGGAAGCAGAGAUCACAAAGCGCAAGCAACUCACUGGUCACAGCGAGGAAGGCAAGGACUGGUUACUGCGUGGAAUAUCACGUGUAUUCUCCAGACAUCCGACGAGGCAGAGUGCCAAUGAAAGCACUUUGAAUAGAAAGUUCACGAAAGAAAACGAAAGUGAAGCCAAGCAAUCGGGACAUUCAAGCCAGUCCAGAAUAAUUCGGCGCACGUCCGACGCGCCUCGACGUGUCGACCCAAACGGUCUGAUCUCUGAUCCGGUUCCAGUCCCGAACUUAGCACCACACAGCACGGCUUCUUCAUCAUUGUUGCGGCAAGCUGUCACGCAUGGCGAGGACCCGUCCGUUCUUUCAGAAACAACCCUUGACAAGCCACAGGCGGUGGACUUCCGUGAGCCCGUCCGAGUUCCAGAGAGACAAGGCUCAGGAGCUAUCCAUAGAACGUCCAGUAUCAUAGUCCAUGAUGAUCGAACAUACAUCCCUCCUGGUGGUGUACCGCUUCAGCGUCGUGCAUCAACGUUCCCUACCCAGACACUUAGAUCCAUCCACGCAGGCGACACAAUUCACGCGCAGUCCGAGCAAUCGUAUCCAGAAACGAGGAACAGUGGUUUCGGCGGAUUCCCAUAUCCUACAACGCUUCUCUACCAACUCCUCAAGAAAGCAUUUCCAAGCGUACGUCGCGCCUUUUCACGUGCUUCGGCUGCCAUAGCGAGGAAGCUGCAUAUAAUACUAUCUGGCUCGACUGCACGUGGCUCUGAGAAAGGAGUGAAACGGAGCACGGCGAAGUAUUUCUCGGCUUCGUUCAAUGCGCUCAUUGGAAGGAACUCGAUGUUUUAUAAUUUGACUGAAGAAGAUUUGGAGGAACUUGGUGGUGUGGAGUAUCGUGGUCUGAAUGCGCUCCUUUGGCUCAUCGCUACUUAUCAUUUCGGAGUCCACCUCCUUUGCUUCACGAUCAUCGCGCCUUACAUGGCCAUUCCGCGUUGGGCACCUAUUCUUGAACCACCAAAUCAACAUCGGAAGAUAAAUCCGGUGUGGUAUUCUGCAUUCCAAGUUGUAGGGGCGUACUCGACGACGGGAAUGUCGCUUGUGGAUCAGUCGAUGGUUCCGUUCCAGGAGGCGUACCCUCUUAUAUUCGUAUGCACGUUCUUGAUCUUGGCUGGGAAUCUAGCAUAUCCCGUAUUUCUUCGGUUCUACAUUUGGUUUAUCAUGAAGGUCUCAACUCGUACUUCUCUAAAUGAGACUCUGCAAUUUCUGCUCGACCAUCCUCGCCGAUGUUAUAUUUACCUCUUUCCUUCGCCUCACACGUGGCUCCUAUGGGGUGUGGUGAUAUUUCUCAUCAUUGUCGACUGGUUCUUCUUCCUUGUACUAAAUAUUGGUGAGGCUGUCUACGAUGCGAUUCCACUCGGCGUACGGUUUGCAAUCGGCAUUCUGCAGUCAACGUCCGUAAGAGCUGCGGGAUUUGCGACUGUGGCGACGUCGAGUUUUGCACCAGCUUUACAGGUGUUGUAUGUGAUGGUGAUGUAUCUCGCCAUUUAUCCGAUCACACUCAGUGUCCGGGCAACGAACGUCUAUGAAGAGAAGUCACUAGGUAUCUUCGAAGACCAAGAAGAUUAUCACGCAGAAGAGCCGACGGUGGAGCAGGCUACUUUUGCGUCAUACGGCAAGUUCAUUGUAUGGCAUACGCGAAGACAACUUGCUUUUGAUAUGUGGUGGCUUGGCGUGGCCUUGUUCCUCUGCUGUAUUGUUGAACGCGGCAAGAUUCAGAACCAAGGUAACUUCCAAUGGUUCACCAUCUUCGCUCUCAUAUUCGAAAUGAUGUCUGCCUACGCUGGGGUUGGGAUGAGUUUGGGUGUGCCUUACGAUAGCUUCUCCUUUUCUGGGGCCCUUACAUCGCUCUCGAAAUUCAUCAUAAUUAUUGUGAUGAUACGGGGACGACACCGUUACUUACCUGUCGCGAUUGACCGUGCUGUCUUGCUCCCUCAUGAAUUCAAGAAAGUGACUCCAAGUGCUGGUCUAGUGGAACACGAUGGUGAUAGAGUAGCUGAAGAUGCGGAUAGAGAUGCAAUUUCUGAAUCCAAUAGACUUGUCCACACUAAUAAAGGUGCUGUAGAGAAAGAUGGAUCAUAAGAGCG
Molecule: messenger RNA, 2459 nt
Organism: Fomitiporia mediterranea MF3/22
Lineage: Eukaryota; Fungi; Basidiomycota; Agaricomycetes; Hymenochaetales; Hymenochaetaceae
Product: TrkH-domain-containing protein
Exons: 16
Coding region: 1-2454 (817 amino acids)
Biological process (GO): potassium ion import across plasma membrane; intracellular potassium ion homeostasis
Cellular component (GO): plasma membrane
Molecular function (GO): high-affinity potassium ion transmembrane transporter activity
Source: RefSeq, a predicted model, not a curated record